Messenger RNA from Priapulus caudatus, 347 nucleotides. RefSeq names its product DNA mismatch repair protein MutL-like. The transcript has a single exon. Gene Ontology annotation, cellular component: mismatch repair complex. Gene Ontology annotation, biological process: mismatch repair. Gene Ontology annotation, molecular function: ATP hydrolysis activity; ATP-dependent DNA damage sensor activity; ATP binding. Lineage: Eukaryota; Metazoa; Priapulida; Priapulimorpha; Priapulimorphida; Priapulidae. The record is from RefSeq and is a predicted model, not a curated record. The annotation marks the transcript as partial.
AUGCCCGUGCAGUUGGUUAAUCAGAUUGCUGCAGGAGAGGUUGUUGAACGCCCUGCAUCUGUGGUUAAAGAGUUGCUGGAAAAUAGCUUGGAUGCUGGCGCGACCAAAAUAAGUAUCGAUAUCGAACAAGGCGGUACAAAACUUAUACGCAUUACUGAUAAUGGUAAUGGCAUCCAUAAGGAUGAUUUGGUUCUAUCCUUAUCUCCACAUGCGACCAGUAAAAUUCGUAGUAUUGAUGAUUUAGAAGAAGUAACUAGUUUAGGUUUCCGUGGUGAGGCUUUGCCUAGUAUUGCUUCUGUGAGUCAUUUACAACUAACCUCCUGUUGGCAAGAUAGUGAUGAUACUUG